Molecule: messenger RNA, 2225 nt
Organism: Dunckerocampus dactyliophorus (ringed pipefish)
Lineage: Eukaryota; Metazoa; Chordata; Actinopteri; Syngnathiformes; Syngnathidae
Product: LAT2 domain-containing protein
Exons: 10
Coding region: 295-924 (209 amino acids)
Source: RefSeq, a predicted model, not a curated record
UUUACUAACCGGUUGCAACAAUUAUUUGCACUAUGACAAUAGUAACACAUUGAAAUCCCCAAUGGCUUAAUUACAUGUGAGUUUGAAUAAUGAUCAGUGUAAUGACAUGAUAUCUCAAGCAAGAUCAAAGUAAAGAAAUGGCCUUUAGGUGUUUCACACAGAGAAAGAGCAUUAAACCGCAUGUGUGUGUCCACUUUAUAUCACAGCGCAGCAUUUUUGCAGGUCUGCGCUUUGUGCGUGUGUGACGGAUGUGGCAAAAGUGCUGCGAAAGGAAGUGCACGCAGUUCAUAGCUGAUGUUGCCUCAUGCUGACCGUGGCAGGAAGGAGAGCAGCUGGACCACUGAAGGCAUGCUGGGAAUUUCCAGUGCACAGUUUACGGUUCCGAUGGUUGUUUCGCUGGCCUUGCUGAGUCUGCUGUGUUUUCUCUGCCUGCGAUGUAAAAAGAAGUCCAUUCCUGCAGAAACUCAAAUAUACAACUCGCAGACAUUCCAGUGUGGGGGGAGCAGGUUUGCUGUAAUGCGAUCAAAAACCGUCAUGAAAGCCAACCAAAUAACCCCAUAUGCCUGCAAUGAGGAUUUUAAUCCAGCUACACAUUCAGAGGAUGCAUUUCCACACGGAAGUUGGGAACAUAUUUAUGUAGCUCCACUGCCUACCGCAGUGUAUGAAAAUGACAUACACCCACCGUUGAUGUUGAAAGAUGCUGACCCCUUGACAGGCGACUAUGCAAACGUUCCUGUAGCGGCACCAAAAAGCGAGGGUAUGAGACGCUACAGCUCAACGGCAUUAGCUUCACCAACACCAACACAAUGCGCUUUCAAACUAGAUGAUGACGACUAUGAAAACUCUGACUUCCUGGCACAAGCAACUCAGGAACUGGAGGAUGAUGCCAUACUAUAUGUGAACGAAAAAGGGGCUUGCACCUGACGUGGACGACGAAAGACGACAUUUUAAUAAACUUGUCUGAUGUGUUGAGCUUGACAUGCGGAUGAAGCACAUGGGCAUGUAAUGUGCAUCAUCUGUGGAACCAAAGCUGCCAACUCAGUGUUGCGGACCGCCACCUAUAAAUUUGGACCACCACAAAUUGAUUUGUGCUACCUGUUCACCCUCGCUCAUAGACAUGAUAAUGGGAGUGUCUGUGAAUGUAGCUUAUCGUUACGACUCCAUACUGUAGAUACCGGGUCUGCUACAGAAUAAGAUGUCGAAGAUACUCUUAUCUAGCCACUUUUUCUGGUCUUUUUGGAGAUUGAAUUGAAAGCAUGUAUCGCUCUUCUCAAGGAGCAGUGGGUGCUGUUGUGGACCCCUUUCACUAUCAAAAAGCACUCACGGAUGGCUCAGUCUUAUUUCCAUCCAUUCAUCCAUCUUCUAUGCCGCUUGACCUAACUUGGGUCGCGGGGUGAUAUUAAAGAAAUAAAGACAAAGAAGCAACGGAAAAAAGUUGAUUUGUAUUUCUAAACCAUUUUGUUUUGCUUUUCAUGUUUUUGCUCAGUUCUUGUCUGUACUACAACCCACAACUUCCAAUACACCACUGUGGACUACGGUGGUGAAAAAUAGUAAAAUAUGGGACCUUUGAUAAAAGUCUAUUAGGAAGAAGCAGUAGUGGAAAGGUAUGUUGAUUUUUUUUACAGACAUUUAUUAACUUGAACAUGUGACCAGAACAAACAGACAGUGGAGGUACAUAAACGUAACAUCAACCGUUCCUAUGUGAUUAUACCCAAUGUGUUUUUAUUAGUAGUGAUGUUGUGAGGCAGCAUCCGUUAAUACAACCUACUGUUAACUUGUCAGGGGAUGACUGACUCACUAAAGAGAGUAAAUAGUCACCAUAGUGACAUCAUCAGCAGUUUAACAAUCCAUCUGCUCUAACGUGUCUUUGAAUUGAAAUAAGGCAGAUGCUCUACUUGUCACAGGUAAGUGUCAACUGAUCUGCGAUAAAGCUUAGUUACUACUCACCUGUCAUUCACACACACUCAUUCACACACAUUUACACACACACAGCAGGCUGAUGGGAAGGAGGUUUAAACGUUGCUCAGGGCGUCCACUCCUGGCAGAACUUUGCCUAAAGAGAGAACCAGUCAGCAGUGUUAAAGGUGCAUACUAAAUUACGCUAUUUUAAAAACACAUACGCUCAACUAGUUAACUUGCAUAAUGUACAGCAUCUAACAAAAGGUUAGACACACUUUCCCAUUCAAUAACACCGGGGUGCCCAUUACGUUUUAUCGCAAGCUACC